ACAACUACUUCACCAAAAGCACCAAACUUGCAUCCAUAUAUUCAAACCAAAAUUCACACAAGAACCCUAAUAUUAUUGUUUUCUCCACAAUGGGUGAUUCUGAAACAAAGGGAAUAGAAAUCCCUUCAUAUUUUGUGUGUCCAAUUUCGUUAGAGAUCAUGAAGGAUCCUGUAACACUCUCUACAGGAAUCACAUAUGAUCGUGAAUCCAUAGAGAAAUGGUUGUGCACCAAAAACCAUGACACUUGUCCCAUAACACGCCAAGCCCUUACCGAUAUCGAGCUCAUCCCAAACCACACCCUUCGUCGAUCCAUCCAAUCUUGGUGUGCUAUUAACGCACCAUUCGGGAUGGAAAGACUUCCCACUCCACGACUUCCGGUGUCAAAACCGCAUAUCUUGAAGCUUCUACAAGACUCACUAUCUCCAAAUUUGCAAAUGAAGAGUUUAAAGAGACUGAAAGAAAUUGUAACCGAGAGUGAUAUGAAUAAACGAUCAGUAGAAGCUGUUGGAGCAGCUGAUUACCUAGCUUACAUAGUAAACAUGUCGUUAUCGUCACCGGUGGGAGAUGAAGCUGUCAGCAUCCUUUACCACCUUCGGUUAUCUGGUACUGGCCUUAAGGCAUUGUUUGGAAAGAAUGGAGAGUUUGCAGAAACGUUGACUUGCGUGAUGCAACGUGCCGCCAGCCACGAGCCACAAGCUUUCGCAGUGUUGUUGCUCAAGUCGAUGAUUGAAGUAGCCGAGCCCAUUCAAGUAAUAUCGUUAAAACUUCAAUUUUUCAUCCAGCUUACACAUUUUUUGGUUAAACAAAUUUCCAAAAGUGGAAACCCAGUGCACGAGGCUCCUAUAUGCAGAAGCAACUUGGACCUGACAUGUGCUUCCUUAUCCAGCAUUUCUCCAAAAGGCUGUUUUCAGAACGCGAAUAAAAUUUCCAAAAAAGCAACAAAAGCUGCACUGAAACUACUCAUUGAAGUUUGUCCAAUAGGGAGGACCAGGACGAAGGCAGUAGAGGCUGGUGUAGUUCCGGUUUUGAUUGACAUCCUACUCGAUUGCAAUGACAAAAGGAUCUCAGAAUUGGUGUUAACCGUGUUAGAUCAGCUAUGUCUAUGUGCGGACGGUCGUGCUGAGCUGUUGAAACAUGGUGCAGGUUUAGCGGUGGUUUCGAAGAAGAUCUUUCGUGUGUCGCCAGCCGGAAGCGAGAGGGCGGUGAGGAUACUUUACUCGGUGGCGAAGUUUUCCGGCAAUAGCAGUGUGGUACAAGAGAUGUUGAAGUUAGGGAUUGUGGGGAAUCUAUGUUUUCUGGUACAAGUGGAAUGUGGGAGCAAGAGUAGUGAGAAAGCUAAGGAGAUUCUUAAGAUGCAUGCUAGGGUUUGGAAGAAUUCUUCUUGUAUACCACAAAAUUUGGUUUCUUCAUAUCCAUCUUAAUAUGCAGAUGGAUCAAGAUUCUAAUAUUGGUCAAUUGUAUAAAACAUUGGUAGAAGGAAAAACAAAUUAGUCUUUAUUUGCAGGGAAAAUUACGAAAUUCUCUUUUCAACAACAUGGUUUUCAAUUUUGUCACUCUCAUGCGUUCUUUGAAGGACCUUUGAGCACGAGAGUGGUCCGCCGACGCACGGGAGUGGUCAGCCAAAAUGGGAGUGGUCUGCCGAAAAUGGGAGUGGUCUGCCCAAAUGGGAGUAGUCCGCCGACGCACGAGAGUGGUCCGCUGACGCACGGGGGUGGUCUGUCGAACACGUGUCAGCUCUAGAGACAUGGACGCAUCAACAUAACAUGCAGACUCUUCCCGUGUGCUGAGUGGUCCUUCCAAGGACGCAGGAGGGUGUCAAAAUUGAAAAACCUUUUGAUCAACCAACAAUUUCGUAAUUUUCCCUUAUUUGUAAGCCUCCCUAUUCUUUUUCUUUUUACUUGUU
This is a messenger RNA of Helianthus annuus (common sunflower), 1903 nucleotides long. Its product is annotated as E3 ubiquitin-protein ligase PUB23. The transcript is spliced from 2 exons. Bases 90 to 1421 code for a protein of 443 amino acids. Lineage: Eukaryota; Viridiplantae; Streptophyta; Magnoliopsida; Asterales; Asteraceae. Gene Ontology annotation, biological process: protein ubiquitination. Gene Ontology annotation, molecular function: ubiquitin protein ligase activity. The record is from RefSeq and is a predicted model, not a curated record.